AUGUCAAUUUUUUCACCUUCUCAAAAAUUAUCAGACUUACUCAAACAUGAAGGAAGAUCAAAUUCAAUGCAUUCAUUCUAUAAUAAUAGAUCAUCAUGUUACUCUACAUUAAAUUUGAAUAGUUCGUUGCUUAAUGGAUGGGAUUCUUAAAAUCAUCAACCUAUCUCAAUUUUAACAUCUAAUCGUAGUGACAUCAAAUAGAUAAAUGUAUCUGCAUCUAAAUAAGUAUCAAAUAAUUAUACUUAAGGAUAUUACUAAUGAGAUAGUAUCAUCUAAACAUGAUAGGAGAUCAUCUACACAUGUAUUUGUUCAUUCAGGAUUGGAUGCUUAUCAAAAGUAUUAGAGUUAGCCAAGGAGAGAUAUGAAGAUAUAUCCAAAUUUUAAAUAGGAAUUAUUGCAUGAAGUAGUGAAGAUCGAAAAACCAUUUUAUAUUACCUCAGUUGAUGAAGUGGAACGAUAUUGGAAAGCCAAAGAGUUAAUGUUACUCAGAUAGAAAAGUCAAUUGGAAUUUGAAAUAAAGUUUCAAGCAUAACAAGCUAAUAAAAAACCAGUGAUUCUCAAAGUAGAACCUUUACAGGAAAUAGCAGAUAUGGAGGUUGAAAUAUAAUAAUUAGAAAUAUUAUUAAAGUAUGAGUCCCUAUUAAGAAUAGGAACAAAAAUAAAAAGGUUAAUGAAUUGAAAUGGGAAAGUGAAGAAUUAGAUGUUAAAUAUGAAAACAUGAUAGAUUAAGAUAAUGAUACACAAUUUCUCAAAUAUGAAAAGUAGCUAAAGAAUAUUUAAUAAUCAUUUAAGGAUUUAAAUAGAAGGUUUCAUGAAACUGAAGAACAAAUUACAAUGAAAGAAAAUGAAAUUGAAUCUAGAAAGAAAUAAAUCCAAAGAAAAUCUUCAAUUAUUUUACCAUCUAAUCUCAGAAACUCAAUGACUGACUCUAAAUUCAAAUAGAGAUCCUCUUUUAAGAGAUAAAGCAUAAACUCUGGAACAAUGAGUCCUACUCGAGUGACCUUCUCAUAAAAAAGUUAACCCUCAGAAGAGUGUAUUAAAUUCAAACAUUGA
Molecule: messenger RNA, 1053 nt
Organism: Paramecium pentaurelia
Lineage: Eukaryota; Ciliophora; Oligohymenophorea; Peniculida; Parameciidae
Source: the annotation of a GenBank genome assembly